Messenger RNA from Diachasmimorpha longicaudata, 2017 nucleotides. RefSeq names its product UDP-N-acetylglucosamine--dolichyl-phosphate N-acetylglucosaminephosphotransferase (gene Alg7). Gene Ontology annotation, molecular function: UDP-N-acetylglucosamine-dolichyl-phosphate N-acetylglucosaminephosphotransferase activity. Bases 289 to 1512 code for a protein of 407 amino acids. Gene Ontology annotation, cellular component: membrane. The transcript has 6 exons. NCBI's taxonomy places the organism in Eukaryota, Metazoa, Arthropoda, Insecta, Hymenoptera, Braconidae. Gene Ontology annotation, biological process: dolichol-linked oligosaccharide biosynthetic process; protein N-linked glycosylation. The record is from RefSeq and is a predicted model, not a curated record.
UUAUUGUUUUACAUUUGUGUGUAGUGGUCUCCAAGCUGUGCAUAACCUUAGAUGCUGAUGGAAGUGGAACGUAGAAGUGUGUGGAUAAUUUGAAGAAAUUAUCAUGUGAAGUAACACUUUGACUAAUGACACUGCUAUAGUGAUAAAAUGUGGACACUCUGAAAACACAUGUGCGUUAAUUGGUUCAUUUUAUUUAUAUUUAAUUGGCCACGUCACAUCGAACACCGCACGUAAACCCGGCAUUUCUGAUUGAAUGCAACAUCAAUAUUUUUUUUAAUAAAAAAAAUCAUGGAGAGCGGUGAACCCCUGGGAAAAAUGAGUUUUCCACUGUUUGCUAAUAUUUUCAUGUCCGUAUGUGCAUAUUCCAUUACAAUAAAAUUAAUUCCACGAUUGGGGAAGGUUUUUGUGGAGAAGACUAACCUCUGGGGUGUUGAUAUGAAUAAGAGGGAUGGACAAAAAGUACCAGAAGCCUUGGGAGUGGUCAGUGGAUUUGUUUUUCUCUGCACUAUGUUUCUGUUUAUACCGAUACCAUUCGCCAAAUAUAUCGGAGAUAAUUCUAAUUUCCCUCACGCCGAGCUUGUUGAAUUACUAGCUGCUCUCCUGUCCAUUUGCUGGGUACUCAUUCUCGGAUUCGUCGAUGAUGUCUGUGAUCUCAGAUGGAGGGACAAACUAUUAUUGACCACAAUAGUAUCUCUACCCCUUUUAAUGGUUUACUACGUCAAUUGCAACGCAACUGUCAUCAUAAUUCCAAAACCACUGAGACCAUGGUUGGGUCUGUCCGUCGAGCUGUCAUUAUUAUAUUAUAUUUACAUGGCUAUGUUGGCAGUGUUUUGUACAAAUGCCAUCAACAUUCUAGCCGGUAUAAAUGGCCUAGAAGUUGGACAGAGUCUUGUUAUUGCAGCUAGCAUUAUAAUAUUCAAUUUCAUUGAAUUAAGUGGUAAUUUAUGGAAGGCCCACCAGUUUUCAUUGUAUUUAAUGAUACCAUACGUCACAACAUCACUCGCUCUCUUCAAAUACAAUUGGUACCCGUCACGUGUUUUCGUGGGAGAUACUUUUUGCUACUUCUCGGGAAUGACAUUUGCAGUUGUUGGAAUCAUGGGCCAUUUUAGCAAAACUUUGUUACUAUUCUUCAUACCUCAAGUUAUUAAUUUCUUGUACAGUGUACCCCAGUUAUUCCAUUUUGUGGCAUGUCCAAGACAUCGAUUACCCAAAUUCAAUCCAACGAGUGGGAAAUUGGAUCCCAGUGUGACAGUGUUUAAAAAAUCUGAGCUCAAUUUUAUUGGUCGAUUCGUCAUGAACAUUUUUCGAUUACUAAAAAUAGUAAAAUGGAGCGAGGAUGAGAAUGGUGUUGUUACUUGUAACAAUCUCACGUUGAUUAAUUUCGUACUCAUUGUUAUCGGACCAACAACGGAGCCUCAGUUGACGAAAAUUCUUUUAAUAAUUCAGAUGGCAAGUUCAUGCUUGGCCUUUCUCAUCAGAUAUCCUCUCGCAUCUGUCUUUUAUGACGUAUAAAUAGGAGAAAUUAUAACAAGCCUGAGAUGAUUUACCUCUCAUGAGAUGAAGCCAGCAAACAAGUCAAUCUAGUCUCCAAGGGCUCAAUUUCUAAGACUAGUUGGAAACAAGAUUCACCUAAAGAUGAUUUUUUAUUUUCUGGAGGACAAUCGGGGGAGCCAAAUGACGGGAAUUCACAGUGAUCAAUGUUCAUAAAAAUAUUUUCAGGUGUUUAUAUAAUUGUUGCGUGAUAACAAACGAUUUAAUUACUAUAGAAAAUACACCAACAAUAAUAAAAAAAAAAGGAGGAAAGCACUUGCAGUUUGUACAGGGUGUUUUCAUGAAGAUAUUUAAGUGAUAAACAUAUUGACAUUACAAGCUCCAGACUUUGAAUUUUUGCUUCAUUUUCCGUUGUCACACACACAUACACAUGAUUUAUAAACUUGUUUCAUAUAACAUCUCGUAAUUUAAUUCAAUUUAAUUGUUAAUUUACAAAAAAAAAAUAAAAAAAAUUUGUUACCAAGUC